Molecule: messenger RNA, 523 nt
Organism: Protomyces lactucae-debilis
Lineage: Eukaryota; Fungi; Ascomycota; Taphrinomycetes; Taphrinales; Protomycetaceae
Exons: 3
Coding region: 54-449 (131 amino acids)
Source: RefSeq, a predicted model, not a curated record
ACACAAUUGACACUGCAACUUGACACAAAGGCUGAAGCAAUCAUCAUUGAAUCAUGCCCUUUGAGCGGGAUCUCUCGACUUUCUUUGACAAGUCCGCACAGCUACUAGAAGCCUUCCCUGAUGCAAUCUAUACACUCGACUACAGCAAGCACGAUGCCACCCGCUCUAGCAUCACGGCGCGCUUGCAUGACGACGCAGCAGGUAUCUGCCUUAAAUUCAAGACUGAUAAAGUAUUGGAACUAGGACGCUUGAUGGUUGGUAGUACAAAAGUAUCACAACGACUCGCGCAACUCGAUGAGGAAGCGUGGGAUCGGCAACAGGCUGCAUUGAUGCCCGGUACUGGUGAAGCGCAGGGAGAGUCAGAGAUGAAGGAUGCGAGUACGCCUGUUGCGUCGGGGGAGGCUGCAUCCACAGCAUCAAAGAAGAAGAAGAAGAAGGGUAAAAAGUAACAAAAGUCGCGACGCUUCUAUAGUACAAGAAUAUGGAUUCUGACAACUGCUUACUUCUAAAAGUCCUCCUCAAG